AUUCAUUACAGUGAGGUACGCACGGUGAUACUGAACAAGGGGACAUCUGGAUUAGGAUUUAAUAUUGUCGGCGGCGAGGAUGGUGAAGGGAUCUUUAUAUCUUUUAUCCUAGCUGGAGGACCCGCUGACACUAGUGGUGAAUUACGACGUGGCGAUCAAAUUCUCAGUGUCAAUGGAAUUAAUCUCAGAACAGCUACUCAUGAGGAGGCUGCUGCCGCUCUCAAGGGUACUGGACAAACUGUAACAAUCGUCGUACAGUACAAGCCCGAAGAUUAUAACAGAUUUGAAGCAAAAAUCCAUGAUCUUAAGCAACAACUUUCACAGCAAAAUUUAACAACUGGUACUCUAAUGAGGACCUCACAGAAAAAAUCCCUCUACGUUAGGGCUCUGUUUGACUAUGACCCGAACAAAGACGACGGUCUUCCGAGUCGCGGACUGGCUUUUCGGUACGGAGAAAUAUUGCACGUGACGAAUGCCAGUGAUGAUGAAUGGUGGCAAGCGAGAAGAGUCACCCCUCACGGGGACGAAGAAGGUCUGGGUAUCAUCCCCUCGCGCAGACGAUGGGAACGAAAACAAAGGGCCAGAGAUCGUUCCGUUAAAUUCCAGGGUCAUAUGCCUGUUAUUCUAGACAAGCAAUCAACACUCGAUAGAAAAAAGAAAAACUUUUCCUUCAGCAGAAAGUUUCCGUUUAUGAAGAGUAAAGACGACAAAUCCGAAGAUGGCUCCGAUCAAGAACCAUUCAUGCUGUGCUAUACCCAGGACGACACUAAUACUGAAGAUUUGUCAUCCGUCGCAGGAAGUAAAGAAAUUUUAUAUCGCGUUGAACUACCCUAUAUGGAAGAACUGACUUUAGUUUAUCUGGAAAAGGAGGACGAUGAAAAUAAUGUUGAUCUUUGUAGCGAAGAAAACGUACUAUCUUACGAGCCUGUUCAACAAAUGACCAUUCAGUACACGCGCCCUGUGAUAAUAUUGGGACCGUUGAAAGACCGCAUAAACGACGAUCUUAUUUCCGAGUUUCCGGAUAAAUUUGGAAGCUGUGUACCUCACACGACGAGAAGUAAACGAGACUAUGAGGUUGAUGGCCGCGAUUAUCAUUUCGUUGCGUCGAGGGAACAAAUGGAGAGAGAUAUUCAGAACCAUUUGUUUAUUGAAGCUGGCCAAUAUAAUGACAAUCUUUAUGGUACUUCCGUAGCUUCUGUACGAGAAGUUUCCGAAAAGGGUAAACAUUGUAUUCUGGAUGUAAGUGGUAAUGCAAUAAAGAGGUUACAAGUUGCUCAACUCUAUCCAAUUGCCAUUUUCAUCAAACCUAAAUCCGUAGAAUCGAUUGUGGAAAUGAACAAAAGAAUGACUGAAGAUCAAGCCAAGAAAACGUACGAGCGGGCAUUAAAAAUGGAGCAAGAAUUCGGCGAAUACUUUACCGCGGUUGUACAAGGAGAUACACCCGAGGACAUUUACGUAAAAGUAAAGGAAGUUAUCGCCGAACAAUCAGGACCGAGCAUUUGGGUACCAUCUAGGGAUCAGCAACUGUGA
Molecule: messenger RNA, 1530 nt
Organism: Cotesia congregata
Lineage: Eukaryota; Metazoa; Arthropoda; Insecta; Hymenoptera; Braconidae
Source: the annotation of a GenBank genome assembly